AUGGGAGACCGUUUCAAUAUAAUUCCUUCGAUACACAAUUCAAAUGAGGUAUUUGCAUACACAUAUGGGCCUUUCGACGGAAUGCAAAAAGCUACUAUAAUAAGCAACACUAUAAGUUGUCAGCUAGGCGGUGGCACUUUAACUUUCUGGUAUUAUCGCACGGGUGAUUCAGCAACGCUAGAAGUGUGUGUACGUCAACCACCAGGAAGCUUGAAUAUUGCCGAUCAACGAUGCUUUCCUGUUUUCCCCAAAAAUGCUCAUCAAUGGUUAUUCAAUGCCGUUGAAUUCCCACCGCUUACUCAACCAUUUGAACUUUUGAUACGCUCAAAGUACAUUCAGCCAUUUGAUAUAAUUGCAAUCGACGAUAUCAUCUAUGAUGCCGCACUUUGUGAGAAUAUCAAUUCCCGAUCAACUGAAGGCGCUGACGGCAAAUUUAACUUUUCCGGCAAUUUAAAAGGUAAUUUUUUCGACGUUAAUGGAAUUGAUUCAGUGAACAAAAGCCUUAUUUCUUUCCUCACAAAUGGACACCGAAAGAGAUUGUUCCCGUUAUAUACUUCACCAUCAUCACGGAAAUCAGAAUCAAAAUUAACCCUGAGACGUAUCGAUAAUCAACUCAUUUCACCUUGUCUCCUCACGGAUUGCUCCUUUGACGCCGUUGACAUGUGUAAUUACAAAUCUGAUGACCAACUUCAAGAUGAUGAAGAUCUUUUGUUGGAUUUCACAAUAGAUUUACCACGGGACAGCAUUUUGAAGAAGUGGAAGCUUUCACAUCAUAAGGUUGCCAAUUCCCUCACCGGUAUAAUGCACGAUAUCAGUAGUGAUGGCUGGUUUGCAUAUGCUGGUGAAACGAAUAAUCCAGUAGCAAUAUUUAUCAUGCGAAUACCAAAAGCAAUAAAUAUACUUGAAGAAUCUCGAAUUAGUUUCUAUGUACACAUGGCCGGCAAAUAUGGCCGCUUACGAGUUUGUUUGGAUUCCCUUCGCAAAUGUCCAUUUGAAAGGACUGGACAGGCGUUGAGUGUGCAAACAAGAAAAUGGACAAAUUUUCAUAUCAACAUAUCACUUGGAUUCCACACGAUUUAUUUUGUGGCAGAUAAAUUAAAGAAGAAUUAUGUGAUUGGACUUGAUAACAUUCAAUUACUGAUUAAGCAUGGCGAAGUUUUUGCUCCAUGUGCACGAUAA
Messenger RNA from Cercopithifilaria johnstoni, 1179 nucleotides. The record is from the annotation of a GenBank genome assembly. NCBI's taxonomy places the organism in Eukaryota, Metazoa, Nematoda, Chromadorea, Rhabditida, Onchocercidae.